Messenger RNA from Brassica napus (rape), 798 nucleotides. RefSeq lists its product as uncharacterized. Gene Ontology annotation, molecular function: nucleotide binding. The record is from RefSeq and is a predicted model, not a curated record. Gene Ontology annotation, cellular component: RNA polymerase III complex. Gene Ontology annotation, biological process: transcription initiation at RNA polymerase III promoter. The transcript is spliced from 3 exons. The coding region runs from base 141 to 593 and encodes 150 amino acids. Lineage: Eukaryota; Viridiplantae; Streptophyta; Magnoliopsida; Brassicales; Brassicaceae.
UUGAUGUUACAAUUGAAUUUUGUCAGGAGCAGAAUCUGUAACCUUCCUGUCUGAAUUUGAAGCCUCAGAGAUGAUGUAUCUAUUUUCAGUUAUGUUUUUUUUAUUUACUCAAAGUCUUUCCCUUUUUUUUUUUUUUGUUUAUGAAUCAAAAUUCGAUGUUGAUGUUUUGCAGAGUGAAGGCAAACGCAGGUACAGUAACAAACUUCGAGGUGCUUGAUUUGCUUAACUCAAAAGGUGCAUCAAAGGAUACUACAAGAGUUAUGGGCCUUAAGGAUAAAGUUUCUAGCUCAGAGUACAAGGUCUAUGAUUAUUUGAUGGAGACUGCUGCUUCCACUCAGACGCGAGAGAGUGUUACCAAAUUCUCUGACAAGUGCAAAGAUUUUAAGCUUGUUAAAGCUGAGAUUCUCAAUAUCAUCAAUCUCAGGCCAUCUUCUGAUGUUGAAUUGACGCCGAUCAUAGAGAAGCCUGAUGAACGUGAAAUCGACACAGAAGGGAUACUAGAGCUCGUGCAGCAGCUGCUACCGCCUCUUCCUACACUGGAAAGCGAACAAGAGGAAACAGAGAACGCUGAACAAGAGGAAACUGCAGUUUAAUUUUGAGAUAUUAUAUCAAGUCUUUCAAGAUACAUGCUUAAUUUCCCACUAAUUCAUUAUUUGAAUAGCAACCCUAUUUUUGAACUUAAAGUCAAAGCCAAUCAAAACUUGGAGAAACAUGUCCAGUUUCAAUGUUCACUCAAGGAAUGAUUGCACGACCAAACAAUUACUGAAACUAUUUUUUAUAUAUUGGCAUAUUCUGUAA